AUGGCAGUUGGGUUGCACCCCUUCCUUUGCGUCCUUUGCGUCCACGGCUACCUAAUAACAGGGCGCAAGCACUCAAACGAUCCAACACUCUUUCCAAGAGCCUUGAGAAAAAAUCCUAUUAAGAAAGAGCAUUUCUUUGAUUUCAUGGGCAAAUUACUCAGCAAUGGUCAUGCAGAGAGAGCACCAGUUUUGAGGCCAACUGAAGAAUGUUGGUAUUUGCCUAUUUUCGGAGUGUACCAUCCCAGAAAACCUGGUCAGGUUCGAGUUGUGUUUGACUUCUCGGUAGUGUUUGAAGGUUUGUCGUUAAACUCGGUUCUUUUGCAAGGUUCUGACUUUGUAAAUAACUUGCAAGGGGUGUUGAUGCGUUUUAGAAAGGACAAAGUUGCUGUGAUUGGGGAUAUUGAGCAAAUGUUCUACUCUUUCAGUGUUCAUGAGAUAGACAGAAAUCUUCUGCGGUUUCUAUGGUACAAAGAUAACAACCCUUUAAACCCCUUAGUUGUGUAUCGCAUGUGUAAGCAUGUUUUUGGAAAUAGUCCUUCAUCUGCAAUAGCGACAUACGGUCUCCGCAAGUCAGUGGAGAAAUCUGAUCAAGAUGUUCAAAGCUUUGUGUCUCAGGAUUUCUACGUUGAUGAUGGUCUGACGUCAAAGUCCACAGUAGAGGGCGCUGUAGAUUUACUCUUGAGAACUCAGUCAGAUUUGAGCAAAAGUAGGUUACGCCUUCACAAGAUUGCUUCCAAUGUUCCUGAAGUCAUGAAAAGUUUUCCACCAGAAGAUUUGUCAAAAGACUUGAAAGAUUUAGAUCUUGACCGGGAAGAUUUGCCUAGUCAGCGUAGUUUAGGUAUUGUCUGGAACAUCAGUUUAGAUAAAUUUGUUUUCAAAGCUGAUCUGUUGGUUCAACCCGUCACAAAGAGAGGUAUAUUGUCCACAAUUAAUAGCAUUUUUGACCCUCUAGGUUUCCUGGCCCCUGUUGUACUUGAUGGAAGGUUAAUUCUUAGAGAGUUGAUGUCUAGUAAGGUAGAUUGGGAUGACUGUGUGCCAGAGGAUAUUGCAGUGAAAUGGGAAAGAUGGAGACAAAGACUUCAUGAUUUGGAGAUCCUCAACAUCUCGAGGAGUUAUUUCGAUGCUUCACUUAGCCAGAUGGAUAGGGUAGAAUUGCAUCUAUUUUCAGAUGCAUCUGUUAAUGGCAUUUCUGCUGUUGUGUACGUGCAAGGGUACACUACAAAGGGAGACAAAGUUGUUCUUGGCUACAUUUGUAACCGGUCUAAGAGGUUCUAUACUUAUGUUAGCAACAGGGUCCAGAAUAUCAUUAAUGUAAGCAAACCUGAGCAAUGGAACUUUGUUCCAUCUGAGAAGAACCCAGCUGACAUUGGAAGUAGAAGAGCAAGUGUCACACAAUUGAGUGAAAGUUCUUGGUUAACUGGUCCUCAGUUUUUGUUGCAUGAGACUGUUUCAAACUUGGAGCACUUUCCUCUUGUGAGCCCUGAGCAAGACCAAGAAGUGCGCAAAGAGGUCUUAGUAAGAGCGACUAAUGUCGUAGAUCAGAAAUCUAGCAGUAGCAUGUUUCAACGGUUCUCGACUUGGCAAAGUUUGAUCCGUGCAGUGUCAAAUCUUAGGCAUAUAUCAGUAUCUUAUCACAAGAACUUGCCAUGUAAAGGUUGGCAUAUCUGUUCAGACUCAAAAGAUGUGGCUUGUCAACAAGGGGCAAGGUUUUGGGUUCUGCAAACUGUUCAGCGUGAGGUGUUUGCUAAGGAGGUAAAGCUUCUUUCAGAGAACCAGAGGCUCAAUAAAGACAGUAGUCUUCUGUCUCUUGACCCAGUAUUGCAUAGUGGUGGUAUGUUACAUGUUGGGGGGCGUCUUGGCAGGAGUGAACUGCCUACAGCAGAGAAACAUCCCAUUAUCUUACCUCGGAAGCAUCAAGUGUCACUUCUGUUGGUACGACAUUACCAUAUCUCUGUUUUUCAUCAGGGUAGACUCUUUACUGAGGGGGCUUUGAGAUCUGCUGGAUUUUGGGUUGUUGGAGCUAAACGUUUAGUAGCCAGUGUUAUUCACAACUGUGUGAUUGCAAAAAGCUUAGAGGUCAUUUUGCCACUCAGAUAA
Molecule: messenger RNA, 2097 nt
Organism: Mya arenaria
Lineage: Eukaryota; Metazoa; Mollusca; Bivalvia; Myida; Myidae
Exons: 2
Coding region: 1-2097 (698 amino acids)
Source: RefSeq, a predicted model, not a curated record